CACGCAGCUGAGGCGGUGGAGGCGGUGGCGGCCAUUUUGGAGCAGGGCGCGGGGCCGGACGCAGCGGAGGGAGCGCAGAGCCCCCCCCUCGCCGCCAUGGCAGCCCCGCUCGGUACCGGCGCCUUCACGGAGGAGACCGGGCAGGAGAAACAGGACUCUCAGGAGAAGGACAAAGCCAUUUCCCCCGAGAGGGCAGAGGAGGCCAAGCUCAAGGCCAAAUAUCCCAACCUGGGCCAGAAACCUGGGGGCUCCGAUUUCCUCAUGAAGAGGCUGCAGAAAGGGCAAAAAUACUUCGAUUCUGGCGACUACAACAUGGCCAAGGCCAAGAUGAAGAACAAGCAGCUGCCAAGUGCAGGGCCUGACAAGAACCUGGUGACAGGAGACCACAUCCCCACGCCCCAGGACCUGCCCCAGAGGAAAUCCUCACUGGUCACCAGCAAGCUGGCAGGGUAGCUGCACUCCCAGCUGGGGGCUGCCCCUCUUUUUGUCUCCUUUUUUUUUUUUUUUUUGGCUAAAUGGAUUGAAUUUCACUGUACCAUAGGGAUGGGAGCACCAGAAUCCACGUAGUUGUUUGAGUUUUUCCAGCAAACACACCCCAAAGCUGACUGGGGGCAGGGUUGGGCUGGCCCUUCCUCUCAGAGAGGCUUUGCCUUAAUUUUGCUGCUCUUUGGAACCGUCCUGGCUCGCAGAGGCACUGGAACUUUGCCUCCUUCCUGGCUGGGAGAGCCCCAGAGGAGCAGAGGGGGCACCUGGAGGAGGGGAGAGGGCAGGGCUGAGGUGUGGGAAGGGAUUUCAGGGGUUGGGGUCCCAGAGACUGAGCCAGCUGGGCGGGAGAGUGAUCCCAGAUCUGGCAGGUGGGAUCCCAGAUCUGGAAAUUGUGAUCCUAGAUUUGGAAAUGUGAUCCCAGAUCUGGAAAUUGUGAUCCUAGAUUUGGAAAUGGUGAUCCCAGAUUUGGAAAUUGUGAUCCUAGAUUUGCAAAUGUGAUCCCAGAUUUGGAAAGUGUGAUCCCAGAUCUGGAAAUUGUGAUCCUAGAUUUGGAAUUGUGAUCCCAGAUCUGGAAAUUGUGAUCCUAGAUUUAGAAGGAGUGAUCCCAGACCUGGAAAGUGGGAUCCUAGGUCUGAAAAGUGGGAUCCCAAAUUUGGAAAGUGUGAUCCCAGAUCUGGAAAGUGUGAUCCCACAUCUGGAAAGUGAUCCCAGAUCUGGCAGGUGUGAUUCCAGAUUUGGAAAAUGUGAUCCCAGAUUUGGAAAAUGCGAUCCCAGAUUUGUAAAAUGUGAUCCCAGAUUUGGAAAAGGUGAUCCCAGAUUUGGAAAAUGUGAUCUCAGAUUUGGAAAUUGUGAUCCCAGACCUGGCAGUGUGAUCCCAGGUCUCACAGAUGUGAUCCCAGAUAUGGAAAGUGUGAUCCCAGAUUUGGAAAUUGUGAUCCCAGACCUGGCAGUGUGAUCCCAGGUCUCACAGAUGUGAUCCCAGCUCUGAAGGCUCGGUCAGGUGUGAGCUUUAGAGCUUCAAAGUGAAGAAAUUGGCCGAGGUGAAAAAGAAUCCGGGGGGUGUUGUUGGGCUGAGCUGUGUGCGAUCUGUCCCUGGCUCAGCUCACAAGGGAGACAACAUUUCCAGAGGGUUUGGGAGAGGGGCUGGGCAGAGUUUGAAACAUCUUUGGGUGCUUUGGGAGUAGUGCCCCACCUCAGCUGGCGGAGCUUGGCUGAAUUUGGCCAGAGGGACAAAACCAGAGGGGUUUGGAUGAAUUUGGUCAGAAGGAUAAAACCAGAGGGGCUUGGCUGAAUUUGGCCAGGGGGGCUUGGAUGAAUUUGGCCAGGGGGUUUUGGAUGAAUUUGGUCAGAAGGAUAAAACCAGAAGGGCUUGGCUGAAUUUGGUCAGAGGGACAAAACCAGAGGGGUUUGGAUGAAUUU
Molecule: messenger RNA, 1905 nt
Organism: Camarhynchus parvulus
Lineage: Eukaryota; Metazoa; Chordata; Aves; Passeriformes; Thraupidae
Gene: ENSA
Product: endosulfine alpha
Exons: 3
Coding region: 97-453 (118 amino acids)
Cellular component (GO): cytoplasm
Molecular function (GO): protein phosphatase inhibitor activity
Source: RefSeq, a predicted model, not a curated record